Messenger RNA from Penicillium oxalicum, 1266 nucleotides. RefSeq names its product putative ribosomal protein/carboxylic ester hydrolase (Ppe1) (gene ppe1). The transcript has 5 exons. Bases 1 to 1266 code for a protein of 421 amino acids. Gene Ontology annotation, biological process: protein demethylation. Gene Ontology annotation, molecular function: protein methylesterase activity. The record is from RefSeq and is a predicted model, not a curated record. NCBI's taxonomy places the organism in Eukaryota, Fungi, Ascomycota, Eurotiomycetes, Eurotiales, Aspergillaceae.
AUGAGUGAACUUCAAAAGUCAUUCGCAAAGGCCAAAUUGGCUAAGCUUCCCGCCGAAGUCCCCAUGUAUAGCUCAAUGCAUAUCCCAGAAGAGCACAUUGAGGAUGAUGCCUCCUCUGCCUCCUCGGUCUCGUCAACCGGCACGUUAAUGCCGUCGCCGACGAGGAAUCUUUUUGCGCGCAGAAGCGCAGGACAAUCAAUGCAGGCGCUUUCCUGGUCUGACUUCUUCAGUCAAGAGUUGUUCUUGCCCGAAGAAGUGGACGGCCUGCGAAUUGUACAUCAUGCUUAUCUCACACCACCGUCCGGAUCAGGCCCUUUGUUUGUGAUGCAUCAUGGCGCAGGUUCGUCCGGUCUCUCGUUCGCAACCUGCGCCGAGGAAUUACGACGAGUGCUUCCUGAAGCGGGCGUAUUGUCCCUCGACGCAAGAAGUCACGGUCGGACGGUGAUGAGUCCCGUCUCUCGGGCCUUGAAUCACGAGCAGCCAUCAAUGGGGGCUGCAGCACAGUCUGAAGCGGAUGAUCAGAUCGAACUAGAUCUCAGUCUGGAUACGCUUAGUCGUGAUCUGGUCUUUGUGGUCCAAGAGACUCAAGCGAAGCUGCGGUGGGAAACACUCCCGGAUGUCGUCUUGGUGGGCCACAGUCUUGGGGGUGCCGUCAUCACAGAUGUGGCGAAGAAGGGUGCGCUGGGAGCCAAAUUACUGGCAUAUGCAGUAUUGGAUGUUGUGGAAGGGUCCGCAAUGGAUGCUCUCCAGAGCAUGGAAACCUAUCUCUCUACGCGGCCGAGUCGAUUUGCUUCCCUCGCCUCUGGAAUUGAAUGGCAUACUCGCUCGCGAACGAUACGAAAUACCACUUCUGCCCAAGCGUCGGUUCCCUCACUUAUCUACGAGGAAAGCGAUCCUAGCGAUCCUGCUCGUCCAUGGGUCUGGCGCACCAAUCUCUCCGCCACAAAGCCAUUCUGGGAGAACUGGUUCAUCGGGUUGAGUCGCAAAUUCUUGGAUUCCCGAGGUGGGAAGCUGUUGCUUCUGGCUGGCACCGAUCGACUCGACAAGGAAUUGACCAUCGGUCAAAUGCAAGGCAAGUAUCAGCUCCAGGUGUUCCCGGAAGCAGGUCAUUUCAUUCAAGAAGACCAGCCAGCCAAGACCGCCCAGGUACUGGCGGACUUUUACAGGAGGAACGAUCGUAGCGCUCUAGUGCUUCCACCCAAAGUGGGUGAUUUACAAGCGGCGGCUGCGAUGAAGAAGGGCGCCGGUGCUUUUCACAAAAGCUGA